AUGGAGCCUCCUCUGUCUACAGCCCUUGGGUACUUCUCCUCGAGCUUGCUUCCCGAGAAGUUUCUUUCCCCGUCAUCGAACAAAUCACAUACUCCUUUCAAGACCCCCACCCCUCUUAAGAUAUACCCAAACCCCCUUCACCAAGCCUAUAAGCACAAGUCAAUCUUCGCCAAUAUGUCUACAAGACGUAUGACCCGCUCUGCCAGCAGAGCUAGUAGCAGAGGAGUUUCCCCCGCUGCCAGUGACGUGACUGCCACCCCGAGACGAGCCGGACGAUCGGCCGGAGGUACACCACUCCCCGCGGUCAACAUUCGAGCGAGUACGGCGUAUGGAACUAAUACGGUGCCAGCGAUUUCAGCCAGAGGUGGCCAGCCUAGUGAACAAGAACUUGGCAAUGCCCUUACCGAUAUUCUCAAGCCUGUGCUAGAAGAAGAAGAAGAAGAAGUAGAUGCUGUUGACAGCCCUAGCCGUGGCAGAGACGGUGGUCGACGUGGCAGCCCAGCGCUUCGAGGAACCGCUUCGUCGGAUGUGAACUUUAACCAAACCUUUGGAGACGAAAGCACGGUUUUCAAGGGUGCUGGGUUUGACUCUUCUUCAAUUGCCAGCGAAGACCAAGGAAGUCCUAACGGUUUUACCUAUGGAGUUCAUAUUCAGCAUGCCCAGGCUGAAGACUAUGAUGAGCUUGCUCUUGUAGAUGAAAGUGCUGGGUUCGCUCUUGCGGAAGAUCAUGAUGAGCUUGCCCUUGAACCAAGUCAUGAUGAACCCGUUGCCGGGCCCUCGGGAAAGACAGCUCGUGCACAAUCCGGUUUGAGCAAGGUAUCUGGAAGGCUUCGAAAGUCGCCUCCCAAGACUAAAGUGCCACAUGCUCGAGCUGAGGUCGAUUUUACUGAAGUUCCCGUCCGUUCAGGUCUCAUGUCGACUGUCAAGGACAAAGGCGCUGACCUUGUGGACUCUAUUUGCAUGCCAUUCUCCUGGGCCAUGGAAAAGCUCAGUGGGGGUUGGUUUUUGUGGCUGCCCUUGAUCUCUAUCUUGGUCCUUUUGUUGUCAUCUACUGGUAAAGGGCCUUCCAACGAUCCAGUAGUCAACCGGGAAGCUUCAUACCAGUGGUAUGGCCUCAACCUCCGACACAAUAUCGGCCAAUUCGUCCCUAACUGGAUCGCCCACCCGAUGGAGAAAUUAGGUUCUGAUGCCCUCCAGGGUGUGCAAACCGAUUUACGGGCCUUGGAUUACAAAUUGGAAUCGUUGAAUCACCAGGAAAAAAUUGAUUCUAAAGCCAUCGCCAAAAUCGAGAAAGCGCUUCCGGAUUUCCUCGUUGUCAAGAAAGACAAGUAUGGCGUCUUACAAAUUCCUCCUGACUUCUGGCAUGCCCUUCGAGAUUUAGUCCGCACCGACAAACUCAUUUUCGCUACCGAGACAACAAAACAUCUGCCAGCUUCAAAACCAAGCGAUACUGAGACGAUGACAGGAUGGGACAAGUAUCUUGAAAUCAAUCGCGCCAGGGUUAACCUCUGGUAUGGCCAAGAACUCGAACACAGGUUCCCCCAUCUUCUAAAGAAUAACAUCCUCGCGACAAAGUCAGAAAUUCUUGAUAUGGUGCGUCAGAACUGGGAAGAAAAUCAAGGUGGCAUCAAAACCGAGCUUCACAAGCUUGUGGAUGGGCUCAACAGGAAAUUGCUUCUCGCCAACUCACAAAUCCACUCGCUCCAGCAAGAAGGUAAAAGCCGCAACAAGGCGCAUAUACAAGCUAUGAUCGCCGAGUAUGUCCGAAGUAUAUUGCCGAUUGCUCAACUGCAGGCCCUCGCGGAUGCCAACUUGAAUAACCUCGACCACCACAGAGCAAAACUCAACCAUUGGUCUCAUGGAACCGGAGCUGUUAUUGACCCAUACGUGACUUCGGGAACUUACCUGUUUCCAAGUAUGAGGAAAGGGUCCGCUGAAAAGUGGAUCCGACAAUAUCUUAUGAAAAACCCUAUUCCGGUGCCCAAUCCACCUGAAGCUGCACUUACCAAAUGGGAUGAGCUUGGUGACUGCUGGUGUUCACCGUCCAAUGAUGAUGGCUUCGGCACAACCAUUGGUGUCAUUAUGGGAAACAGCAUCUAUCCUGAAGAGGUUGUCAUUGAGCAUAUUGCUCCUAGCGCCUCCCUCGAACCUGCGUCAGCUCCUAGAGAAAUGGAAUUACUGGCCUAUCUGGGCGAUAUUGACCCUAAGGAUUACGAAGCCAUCGAUGGCCUGUCAAAGCAGAUGUUCCCGGGUGAAUCGGACGUGGGGCCACGAGGCGCUCCCGACUAUAUCCGAGUCGCCACAUGGAGGUACGAUAUUCAAGCACCGCAUUCUGUCCAGACCUUCCCUGUUCAGCUUGACCUGACACCGUACUUGGCCCACACCGACAAGCUUGUUGUUCGUGCCAAAAACAACUGGGGAGGCAAAAGAGUUGAUUAUACUUGUCUGUACCGAAUCCGGGUCCAUGGUCGGAUGGGUCUACUAUCUCAAGCAUAA
This is a messenger RNA of Venustampulla echinocandica, 2496 nucleotides long. RefSeq lists its product as uncharacterized. The record is from RefSeq and is a predicted model, not a curated record. Gene Ontology annotation, cellular component: nuclear envelope; meiotic nuclear membrane microtubule tethering complex. Gene Ontology annotation, biological process: nuclear envelope organization. Gene Ontology annotation, molecular function: protein-membrane adaptor activity. The transcript has 4 exons. Bases 1 to 2496 code for a protein of 831 amino acids. Lineage: Eukaryota; Fungi; Ascomycota; Leotiomycetes; Helotiales; Pleuroascaceae.